Zeugodacus cucurbitae (melon fly) is the source of this 1483-nucleotide messenger RNA. RefSeq lists its product as uncharacterized. The coding region runs from base 419 to 1096 and encodes 225 amino acids. The transcript is spliced from 2 exons. NCBI's taxonomy places the organism in Eukaryota, Metazoa, Arthropoda, Insecta, Diptera, Tephritidae. The record is from RefSeq and is a predicted model, not a curated record.
AGCUGCGUUGUGGCACUUUGCAACUGAGGCUGACUGCGGAGACCGGAGACUAAGAUAGCUAAGGCGAUGGCGCUGGCGCUGUCGAUGGCGACAUAAAACUUAACACAAUGCCUUACAAGCCGAUCAGUCGACAACAUUUCACUUUGGCCGUAGGAAGCAACCGUACCAAUCGCACCGGCAGCAAUAGCAUCAACAACCGCAGCUAAUAACGGAAAUAUCAGCGGUGACAGCAACAAAUAUCGGAAAAGAAAUUUUUAUAGCAGACGCAGACGCGACAUUUUUACAGUUCUUGGAAGUUCUCGGCAUUAAAGACACGCUGUUAAUUUAAGUGUUUGAGUUGAAAAAAAGAAUUUGCAUUUUGCAUGUCAAGCGUUUAAUAAACGUGUUGUGGGUGAAGUUAAACGAUAAUAGACGGACAAUGAACAUGAGACGCUGUCAAAGCGCUUUGCUGCACCUGUCGCUGUUACUCAGCGUUUUGGCGCUAGACUGCGCACUAGCCGCCUCCAUUUACACCUUGGACGACACAGCACCCCUCAAGCCCACCGAAGAGCCCACCAAGUUUGUGGUCAUCACUGAAGAUGUGAUACCUGAUGUCGCAAAUACAACACAGAAAGUCAUACGCGUUAAUCCACUCGAUUUGCCAGCGCUAUCCGAGGAUUCCAGCGGCAGCACGGACUCAUCUCUAUAUAAAAUACAGAGCUUACUGCCCGCCAAUCGCAACUACGUGAACUCAAAUCGCAUGCGCGGCAAGAAGACACGUCCCAAGGACGUCAAGGCCGCUGUCGAGACCAACACUGCGGAUUCGCCGAUCAUACGUCAUAUUACCGAACCGAAAUUUCGUAAACCGAGUCGCAAUCAAAAGAAGAACCUGCAUUUCCUCUACAAUCAGGAGGCUUUAGAUGGUCAUAAAGUGAGCAAAACUAUGAAUGUGCGUGUGGCGCCUGGCGCUUAUCCGGUUUACUAUGCGGUUUCGAAAACCAAUGGACGCUUUGGUAAAUAUCCUCUUAAGAGUUUUCGCACGCCAACGGAAUUUCUAAAAUAUUUGGCCAAAAGUAAGGUGACAGCGUUGGAGCAGACGCAGCGCUUGGAGAGUUGAGUGUUGGCGGGAUUGUGGUAGGAUGAGAUGGUAGAAAAGAUAAUUAGUGUAGCUUAAAUAUAUGUAUAAUUAAGUGUAAGUUAUGAUAAAAUGGAAGCAAAAUAUGCAGCUUUUUUUAAAGAGCGUAGAUGACUAUGUGUGUCGAAGCUCUUAUUUCUUAAGUGAGUAGGUAAUUUUCUACUUUGGAAGCGCUAAAUUAUUUAAUUUCGUCGAAAAAUAAAUAUUUAUUAUUAUGGUAUGUGAUUUGUAUAAUUAAUUUCAGUUUAGUAUUAUUUAUUAGUUUUAAAAAUAGUAUUUAUAAAUAGUGGCUUAAUGUACUUAAAGAUUUAUUUAUGUACUUUUACUUUAUAUUUAUAGAAAGUGCCAGAAUAAAGUCAAAUUAUAUAG